Alternaria ventricosa is the source of this 1134-nucleotide messenger RNA. RefSeq lists its product as uncharacterized. The coding region runs from base 1 to 1134 and encodes 377 amino acids. The record is from RefSeq and is a predicted model, not a curated record. Lineage: Eukaryota; Fungi; Ascomycota; Dothideomycetes; Pleosporales; Pleosporaceae. The transcript is spliced from 4 exons.
AUGACGUUUCGCGAUCGGUUGUCGCAGUUUAGGAUUCUGGAGGAGAAGAGGUGCGAGCUUAUUGAGGAACUCCUAGACAAGCUUGAAAAGACAGAAGCACGCCUCGCACAAUGUGAACUCGACCUCGGCUCCGAACAGAAUGUCAGGCGGACACUGCAAGCGGAAAUUGCAGAUGUCACGCGGACGAUGCAAGGGCAGCUGUCAGAGUCCAAGGCAAAAGAAGAAGCUCUAGUACAAUCGCAGUCCAAACGGCCGUUCGUUAUGGUGCUCAUAGAUGCCGAUGCCGAAGGCUUCCUGUUCCAAGACAAAUACAUAACACGAAAAGCUCAAGGCGGCGAAGCAUUAGCAGACGAACUGAACAUACGGAUAAGGGAAUACUUGCGGGAGCUGUACGAAGAUGCCGACUCACUCGACAUCAUCGUCCGCAUAUAUGCCAACUUGGAGGGUAUGGCCAACUACCUUGUACGACUUGAGAAGGUUCGGAACUUGGGCCAGCUACGAGCCUUCUCGACUGGCUUCUGCGGCAGGAUAACGAGCUUCGACUGGAUUGACACUGGAGUUGGCAAGGAAGGCGGAGCAGGAAGAAAAGUGCGAGAAAACUUGUCGUUCUUCGCAUCGAACACGCACCUACGACACACAAUAGUCGCAUGCUCGCCCGUCGACCUACCCGCUUCUCUGCUCACCUCCAUACCACUCGAGAAGCUGACGCUGAUCGAGUCUCUCCCGCUACCUUCUUCGCUUACAACACUACCUCUGAAAACCGCCAAGUUCCCCUCUCUCUUCCCUCCUCCGCCACCCACUAAGAACGCAAAGCCCAGCCGAGAGCGCGGCCGAAACGAGCGAGGACUAAGCGAAACCGAUGUGAGAAGGGGCGAUAGAGACAUGCGAAGAGGAGACGAGAGAGGCGGAGGUCCACAACUACAGCUCAUGGAACAAGAGCAUGAAGGCGGAGGCUCUACAUGGCUGGUCAUACAACCCGAGAGGAGUAAGAGCCAGGCUGUUAGCGGGAGGGACAGGGACAGGGACAGGAGGAGGGCUCCAAGCGAAGACGACACCAGCAGUUUGAGCAUCAGCAUCGGGCCAGAUAAUACUGUCAGUGUCGACAGCGGGAGGCGGCGGAGGUUGAUGGGCUAG